Molecule: messenger RNA, 207 nt
Organism: Necator americanus (New World hookworm)
Lineage: Eukaryota; Metazoa; Nematoda; Chromadorea; Rhabditida; Ancylostomatidae
Exons: 3
Coding region: 1-207 (68 amino acids)
Source: RefSeq, a predicted model, not a curated record
AUGGAUUUUUGUGUAGACAGAGGCAACGUGUUUAAUUUCGUAGGCAGAGCUCAGGAGGAACUUCCCGGGGAGUCGGUAUUCCGUUUCGAGGAAGGAGCUGUAGGAGAAGAAAAAAACGAUUCAACAGCAGAAACUCAACAUGAGAACCGUUCUUUUACUGAUGUUCUGUGUCGCCGUCUGUGUAUCUUAUGCACCAAGGGAAUAUGA